GUAAUUAUCAUAAUGAUAUCUCUCUUCUGUCCGUUUGUAGCCUUCCAGGACGAAAUUUUCUUCAGCAUUUUUCUUCUGGUCUUUUUUAUUUCUAAAAUUAAAUAUUGUGCCCCAUAAGCAUGACAUUUGGCUUGAUUUUGGCUUCUUUUCAGGGGAAAAAGGAACCAUCUUUGAGUAGCUAGUUGCAUGUUUAUACAUAUAUGUUGGUUGUAGGAGGUGUUUGAUAAAAGUCGCACGUGAAAUGGAAACAUCAUCUUCUACACCUCAAAACAACAAUAACAGUAAUAACGAUAGCCCAAUGCCACUUAGGGAACUGCAUCCCUCAAGAUGCUAUUAUCCAUACCCACCUCCUAUGGCUACAUAUCAGGAUGUUAUAGCCUCACCCCAACUCUUCAUGGAUACACUCCAGAUGCUCCAUGCCUCUCUUGGUACCAAGUUCAUGAUCCCUGUUAUUGGUGGGAAAUACCUUGAUUUACACCGUCUCUUUGUGGAAGUUACUUCUAGGGGUGGCUUUUCAAAGGUGGUUGGAGAGAAAAGAUGGAAAGAAGUAACUAUGAGUUUUAGUUUUCCAUCUUCGGCUACAAAUGCUUCUUUCAUUCUGCGGAAAUAUUAUACUUCAUUGCUUCAACACUAUGAGCGGAUCUACUUUUUUAAUGCUAAAUGUUGGACCCCAUCUCCAUCUGCUGACACUUUGCACAAUGUGUCCAUGAUUACAGCUCCACCUAGUCGGCUGCCUGAAACAGUAAAGGUGCCUUACAUUCAAGCCCACGUGCCACUUCCACAAACAGAAAAAGUAGCAGCGGAAACUGUUGGAACUCCUGCAGGGUCAGAGGUGUAUGGUGUUAUUGAUGGGAAGUUUGAUAGUGGGUAUCUUAUAACUGUAAAAAUCGGAUCAGAAGAGUUCAAAGGCGUCCUAUAUGCCCCUGUAGACCAGACAGUCCAACAGAACCAAACCGUGUCCCAAAUGCAAGUUGUCCCUGCAAAUAGCAGUGAUAAUUACACAUCAGGAGUGGUUAAGAGAAAGCGUAGGAAGAAAUGUGAAAUCAAAAGGAGAGAUCCUGACCGUCCAAAGCCUAAUAGAAGUGGUUAUAACUUUUUCUUUCAAGAACAGCACGCAAAACUGAAACCACUCUUUCAGGGGAAGGAUAGGGAGAUCAGUAGGAUUAUCGGGGAGUCGUGGAACAAAUUGAAUGAUUCUGAAAGGAUGAUAUAUCAGGAAAGGGCUAUGAAAGACAAAGAACGGUACAAAAUGGAGCUGGAGGGUUACCGAGAACGGUUAAGGAUUAGGCAAGUCCCGAAUGCUGCAGUGCCAUCUUUCGUCAUGCCAACUGCUCAUCAUUUUAAGCGCCCAAGUAAAGACGGUAAUUAUUCCUCCCCAUCAGAUGAAGAUAUUUUGGCAAGCUCCAGCAAGAGUGAACAGAGCAGCUUGGAAGACCAUAAAGCUGAUGAUAAUAAGUUGAUGGCUCUGGAUCUGGAGGCUGCAGUGGGAAUGGAGGAGGUUGAAAGUGGCACUGGAGGUUGCAGUGGAAAAGAGUAGUUGAUACUUGAUCACUUGACAAUAGAGUUCAGAAGGAAGCUGUGGAAGAUCUUUUCACAAUAACCAAUCAACUAAUUAAUUAGUACAAGGUAGAUCAUCGCAGUAUCGGUAACUAAAGGUGUUGAUCAAGAUGAGAUUCUCAUCAACUUUGUAAUUAGUCUGCAUUUUAUUGUUUUUUUCUACUAGUCAAAAUGCUAUUUCGAUGGGGAAUGGUACUUUCUUCAUGAGUAGGGCCGUAGGGGGUAUUAACUUUAACUCGCAUAUUUUCACAAGGACGUGAAAACUUGUCUAAUUUGAUAGGUGGGUACGGACUAAGAAGUUAGUUGUAUGUUCCUAUUUCGUUGUAAACUUGUGGUUUGAUCCUCCAUUUUCCUGGUUCAUGGUAUUCG
Cuscuta europaea is the source of this 1926-nucleotide messenger RNA. Lineage: Eukaryota; Viridiplantae; Streptophyta; Magnoliopsida; Solanales; Convolvulaceae. The record is from the annotation of a GenBank genome assembly.